GUGGUUCUACUUCUAAAAUGCCUAAGACAACCACUCGGAGCAUGGUGGUUAACUCAAUAUAAUUUAUUGAGUUUUUAAACACUUAAUUUUCGACAUAUCAAACAAAUAGUAAGCUCUGUAGUCUCAAGGUCCUAUUUGUUCCGAUUUUCCUCUGUCAAAUUCCACAUUUUAGACAAUUACUAAUGAGCUUAAAUAGAGUCUUUUACAAUAGUAAGAGAAGUCUUUCAAGGGUUUAUUAGCUUAAAGAAAAGAGUUAACAAAUGAUUAAAAAGUCUUUCCCCCAAGUCUAGGCUUCUGUCAUUAUCCCACUUUGACUUAGUCUUCUCUCACUCUUUCCACACAAUCUUUAUACUUAUCUCUCUCUCUGUUUUCUUAAUCACUUCCUCUGUCUUCUCAACACAAACCCAAAGACACACUAGUGUUCUGUGUUCAUAGUCAAUCAAAUCAUGUACUAUCUCCCCACUUCUUCUCUUGUCCUUUUCUUCCUCGUCUUCUUCUUCUUCUUCUUCUCCUCCAACCAUCUUUCUUGUGCUUCAACUAAAGAAGGGCUUGGGUGGUGUGAGGCUAUGUUCGAGUGUGGGAACAUCACCGCUGGGUUUCCUUUCUCCGGUGGGAGUCGUCCCCAGUUUUGCGGUCAUCCAUCUCUGGAGCUUCACUGCUUUCACAACAAGACAUCUAUAAUAAUCUCUAAUCAUCUGUACGAUGUUCUCCACAUAGAUCAAACAUCUAAGACUCUAAGACUUGCCAAAGCAGAGCUUCGAGGUUCUUUUUGCACCGCUACAUUCACAAGCACAACGUUGCCUCCCGAUAUCUUUGAGCUUUCACAAACCUCUCAGAGCCUCACUGUGUUUUACCUCUGUGACCGUAACAAUUGGUACAACUCGAGUUAUACAUGUCUUCAUAGAGGUCCUGUCUCAGUGUCUAAAAACCUUGAUUACCACAAAUCCUGCCAAGACAGUUUCACAAUUAACGUUCCCAAGAGCUACGUACCGGAAGAGAAAGAGUUGAAUCUGAAACAUUUGGAAAAUGCUUUGCAUGAAGGGUUUGAAGUGCAUGUGAAGAUUGAUGAGCAACCAUGUGAAGAAUGUGUGUCCUAUCAUGGAAUCUGCAGCUUCAAAAAUACAACACAGAUCUGCUGCAAGAAUGACUCAUCAUCAAGAUGCAAUCCACUCCAUAUACCUGGCGCUAAUGAGCUUCACAGACUCUGCAGUCAACCGUUUACCUGCGGCAAUCAGAACGGUCUCUUGUACCCUUUCUGGACAUCUGAAAGAAAAGACUGUGGCCACCCUGACUUCGAGCUCAACUGUAGUAGCGGAUUCGCAGAGCUUAGUAUCUCCUCCGUGAAGUUUAGAAUCUUAGAGGUGAAUUAUGAAUCUCGUUUCAUAAGACUAGCAAGAUCGGAUUAUAUCGGGGAUCUUUGUCCCAAAGAUCCUUUAAACGUGCCAUUCGACGAAAGCGUCCUUCCACUUGUUCCUAACACCACUCAGCUAACAAUUUACUACGACUGCAAUCAAGACUUCUCAGGGUAUGUUUCUACUUACGUUGGAGCGCUUGCUUGUGAUGAUGUUGAUGGCAAAGGAAAUUAUUAUGUAACGAGAAACCUCUCUUCCCCUCUGCUUCAAGGAAGUCGUGGUGUUUUUAACGACUUCAGAGAAUUUUGCGAUAAGAACGUCAGUAUUCCUGCAUAUGGUCCCGCGCUGACCACACUGCAGACAUCUUCAAGCAGAGAUAAUCUAAAGAAGGCUCUCGAAGAGGGUUUCGAGCUUGGACUUAACCAGGAAUGUUCGAGGUGCUUCGCCCUUCAGGGUGCUUGUGGAUAUAAUCGGACCUCAAAUAGAUUCGCAUGCUAUUACAUCGUCGAGCCCAAUGUCCGUGCCAGGAAAAAAGGUGUCUCUCCUGGAGCUAUAGCAGGAAUCGUUGUUGCUUCGGCAUCGGUGCUGUUAUUCCUGAUAGCCGGAGGCUUGUUCUGUCUAAUCAGACGUAGAAGGAAAACACAGACAGAUCAAUACACAAGCAAAGACUUGCCAGUAACGUCUUACUCAAGCAGAGAAACAUCAAGCUAUCCAACUUCCACAACAAUCUCCGCCAGCAGCAACCAGUCCCUCCUCCCCUCAAUCUCAAGCCUCCCCAACGGAAGCACCUACUUCGGAGUUCAAGUCUUCAGCUACGAAGAACUCGAGCAAGCCACCGAUAACUUCUCUAGAGAGCUCGGCGACGGCGGCUUCGGCACCGUCUACUAUGGCAUGUUGAAAGACGGACGAGCCGUGGCCGUGAAACGGCUCUACGAACGUUCUCUAAAACGCGUGGAACAGUUCAAGAACGAGAUCGAAAUCUUGAAAUCCCUCAAGCACCCAAACCUCGUGAUACUCUACGGCUGCACCUCCAGACACAGCAGAGAGCUCCUCCUCGUCUACGAGUACAUCUCAAACGGAACUCUCGCCGAUCACCUCCACGGAGACCGCGCCGCGCCUCGUCCUAUCUGCUGGCCGGUUCGUCUAAACGUGGCCAUCCAAACCGCCAGCGCGUUAUCUUUCCUCCAUGAGUCAGGGAUCAUACACAGAGACGUGAAGACAACCAACAUCCUCCUCGACGAGGACUACACCGUCAAAGUAGCCGAUUUCGGCCUCUCGAGGUUAUUUCCAAUGGAUAAAACUCAUAUCUCCACAGCACCGCAAGGUACUCCGGGUUACGUGGACCCGGAGUACUACCAGUGCUACCGUUUAAACGAGAAGAGCGACGUUUACAGCUUCGGAGUCGUACUAACAGAGCUAAUCUCGUCAAAAGAAGCAGUUGAUAUCACGAGGCAUCGCCACGAUAUCAACUUAGCGAACAUGGCAGUGUCCAAGAUCCAGAACAACGCGGUGCACGAGCUGGUUGACCCGAGCCUGGGGUUCGCGAAGGAUCCGGAGGUGAGGAGGAAGAUGAUGGCGGUGGCUGAGCUCGCGUUCAGGUGUUUGCAGCAGGAGAGGGAAGUGAGGCCGUCGAUGGAUGAGAUCGUGGAGGUUUUGAAAGGGAUCAAGGGGGAGGAGGAGCCGGAUGUGGUGGAUAUUGAGGGGAGGGGAGGAGAUGACGUUGGGUUGCUGAGGAGUAGUAGUGUUCCGCCGCCGAUCUCGCCGGAGACUGAUAAGUGGACGAGUAGCUCUGAUACGGCCACGAGUUCAUUUUGAGAGACUUAAUUAAUUAGGGUCGUUCAUCUGUGAUAUAGAGACACUGUAACUUUUUUUAUUUACCUCUGUUUUUUUUUUAAUUGUUUUUUGGGCUAUGCAAUCCUUACUUAUUACUAAACUAGUAUUUGGUCCCGUACUGCGUACGGGUAAAUAAUUCUGUAAAAAAUAUGUAUUUCUUGGUUCAAAUAUACCAGCAGCAUAUAGAUUGUCUCUCGCUA
Raphanus sativus (radish) is the source of this 3385-nucleotide messenger RNA. RefSeq names its product LEAF RUST 10 DISEASE-RESISTANCE LOCUS RECEPTOR-LIKE PROTEIN KINASE-like 1.4. The coding region runs from base 447 to 3167 and encodes 906 amino acids. The transcript is spliced from 5 exons. Gene Ontology annotation, biological process: protein phosphorylation. The record is from RefSeq and is a predicted model, not a curated record. NCBI's taxonomy places the organism in Eukaryota, Viridiplantae, Streptophyta, Magnoliopsida, Brassicales, Brassicaceae. Gene Ontology annotation, molecular function: polysaccharide binding; ATP binding; protein kinase activity.